GAUCGUGUUCUAUGAGAAGAGUUCAGACAUGUGGGAAGAUGUAAAACUUCAAUGCUUUCGGCUGCCUUUUUAAAAAACGUCUGUGAACCUAAACAGAGCAAAAUGAAGCUAGCCCAAGGAACUUGCUUAUUAUCCCUCUGAAAGUAAUUUGCCAGUACACAACUUUUCAAGAUCGUAUCUUUCCCCAAGAUAAAUAUGGCUGAAUUGUUCCUUGGCAAAGUACUGAUAAAAAAUAACAAUGAUCAAGAUGAACUGGACACAGAGAAAGAGAUCUUACAACGCCUCGAAAACCGAGUGCUCCUCUUGUACUUUGCAGAUUCAGAAAGUCCACGGUGUCGUCAGUUCUCACCUCUUCUGAAGGAUUUCUUUGUCAAGUUGACUGAUGAGUUUUAUGUCAAUCGAUCUUCUCAAUUAGCCUUGGUCUAUGUUUCUCGAGAUCGUAGUGAGGAGGAGCACGAAGAUUUUGUCAAGGACAUGCCCAAACGUUGGCUUCUAGUUCCUUUUGAAGAUGAAGACUUCAGGAGGGAGCUUGAACAUCAGUUUUCGGUGUCAGACGUCCCUGCCUUGGUUGUCCUCAAACCUUCUGGGCAGGUGAUCUCUUCCAAUGCAGUGGAUGAGGUUGAGCGGCUGGGCCCUCCUUGCUUCAAGAACUGGCAGGAGGUUUCUGAGAUCAUCGAGAGGAGCUUCCUCCUACCAGAAUUCUGUGAUGAUAUUGCUUCUAAAAGUAUGACUGACCCCAUCCGCCGAAUAAAAUACAAACUUGAGGAUGAGAAGAAGAAGAAAAAGCGAGAAGGGAGGGAUGAUGAAGAUGAUGGUGGGGGAGGUGGAGGUGGGGGUGGAACAGGCUUCUUCUAA
Molecule: messenger RNA, 855 nt
Organism: Pelobates fuscus (common spadefoot toad)
Lineage: Eukaryota; Metazoa; Chordata; Amphibia; Anura; Pelobatidae
Gene: NXNL1
Product: nucleoredoxin like 1
Exons: 3
Coding region: 196-855 (219 amino acids)
Biological process (GO): photoreceptor cell maintenance
Cellular component (GO): mitochondrion
Source: RefSeq, a predicted model, not a curated record